AUGGCUGCUGCACCUUUUCAUCCCCAGAGCCCACUCCCAGUUGUCCUGGUCUAUGUAAAAGCAGACAUCUAUGAGGAUGAACAUCAUCGACUGUGGAGAGUUGCAAACGUGGAAAUUUCUUCACAUUGUGACAGCAGUGGAUCAUGUAUAACUGUCCACUUGUGGCAGCCAUCCCCCCAUCAGCGUAUUCCCUACAAUCCCAUGAAUGAGGACUCUCUACCCACGGUGUGGAUAUUAGAGGCCAGGAACACAUACAGGGGAACAGAUUCCUUGCAGUGGAGAUUACUGAAUCAUUCUCAGGUUGAUGACUCAGUGCAACUGACCCUGAUGCUGGUGUAA
Mus pahari (shrew mouse) is the source of this 339-nucleotide messenger RNA. Its product is annotated as protein TCL1B1-like. Gene Ontology annotation, molecular function: protein serine/threonine kinase activator activity. Bases 1 to 339 code for a protein of 112 amino acids. The transcript has 3 exons. Gene Ontology annotation, biological process: positive regulation of peptidyl-serine phosphorylation. The record is from RefSeq and is a predicted model, not a curated record. Lineage: Eukaryota; Metazoa; Chordata; Mammalia; Rodentia; Muridae.